CUGCGCGUCACGAUCACGAAGGACAGUCUAGAGCAGCAGGAGAUAAAGAAAAGAGACCUGAUUGCUUCAUCGCAUAUACAUUGAAAAAGUGAAGGGGGGGUAUAUACGAAGACAAAUAAUGCACUUCGAGUUCAUCGUCGUUCGUGUUGUUGAUCUCGCCUAAGUCAUUUGAGAAAAUGACAACAAACCUUAAUGGAACCACGAGAGACUGGAAUGCUACUACAAUUACAACAAUGUUCGAGACCACAGCAGCUUCGACUGAACUAGACUACAGCAAUUCCAGCAUCCUCUCAAACGCAUCUACUACUCCAUCACCUCACCAUCACGAUUCUAUAUGGUUAAUGUCAGCUUCGGCCCAAGGAAUAGCAGGAGUUUUCGUUUGGGCAGCUGUGUUUAUCACUUGCCAUCAGAUUUACCAGUAUCUGAGGUUUUACACUCACCCCUCUGAGCAGCGCUGGAUAGUCAGAAUCCUCUUCAUUGUCCCCAUCUAUGCUCUUACUUCUUGGUUUUCUCUCCUCUUCUUCCACAAAAACAGUUACUAUGUCUACUUUGACACAUUCCGAGAUUGUUACGAGGCUUUCGUCAUCUACAACUUCUUGAGUCUCUGUUACGAAUACCUCGGUGGAGAAGGCAACAUCAUGAGCGAGAUUAGAGGGAAACCAAUCAGAUCGAGCUGGUUCUACUGCACCUGCUGUCUAUCGGGGCGUCAGUAUUCGAUCGAAUUUCUUCGUUUUUGUAAACAGGCCACCCUUCAGUUUUGCGCCGUCAAGCCAUGCAUGGCUUUUGUGACUGUUAUCCUGCAAUCACAAGGUCUCUACUCUGACGGCGAUUGGAGCCCCCAGUCCGGCUAUCUUUACAUCACGAUCAUCAACAACGUCUCCAUCACAUUGGCUCUCUACGCGCUUUUCCUCUUCUUCUUUGCCACCAAAGACCUGCUCUCGCCCUACGACCCGGUUCUCAAAUUUGCCAUCAUCAAAUCCAUCAUCUUUUUGUGCUUCUGGCAAGGUGUCUUGCUGGCAGUGCUAGAAACGUUGGAAAUAAUCGCUCCGAUCUAUGCCUCCGAUGAUACAAUUACCAACGCUGGAACUGUUUCGGCUGGCUACCAAAACUUUUUGGUCUGCAUUGAAAUGGGUUUCGCUGCCGUGGCCUUGCGCUACGCUUUCCCAGUGACGGUUUACGCCCAAAAUUGCGCCACCGAUUCGCGUGGUCGCACAGUCACCAUGCAAAGUAUCUCGAGCAGUUUGAAGGAAACGGUCAAUCCGAAAGACAUGAUGACGGACGCUUUCCAUAAUUUCCACCCGCAAUAUCAACAGUACACGCAGUACAGCGCCAGUGGAUCGACAUCUCGUGGCGCUGGUGGAAGGACAAGCCGUAACGGAACAUUUGACACUGAUGAAUCGGGCCCUGCAAUUCACCGGACGACUCCAACUCUUCAUCCUCCUCCGUCGACAUCCAGUGCAGCUUCGACUUCUUCCCCUUCAGCUCAUCGCCCCGUCAUUUCAGGUGGUGCUGCUACUUCUUCGUUUUCCACUUCUUCGGCUGCUGCUACUUCUACCGCUGCGUCACCAUCAGCUAAUCUUCCCGCCCAGUCAGGAGGUCCAGUUGGGGUCCCGCCAUCACGUCUCGCUUACACUGAAAAGACGAUGCUACUCAGCUCGGACGACGAGUUCCAGUGAGCUUCGACAACCAUUUACACGAUACACAGACAGACACACACACAUAUACACACAUUCGAGACACACUUGAAACGGUGUAAUGGCAUUUUUCUCUUUUUUAAAAAGAGAUGGAAAACUAUUUUCCGCACGUCUCGUUCCGCCAUUACGGUGACACACACAUACACUCUUACAUGAUCGUUACUGCUGUUGUGUUUUAAAAUCACACAAAAUACCUUUUUUCUUUUGAAAAAAAAAAAUCGCUAUGGAUCGGGAGCGGUAAUUUUUUUUCUCUUUCGUCACCCCCCUAUUAAAACCAUAUUUGUAAUAAUUUUUCUCCCCUCCCCUGAAAAAUGUUUGUAUAAGUUUCCCUCGGGUCAACGUACUAUAUAAUAUUUCAUGUAAACCGUACAUAUAUAUUAUAAAUAUAUUUCAUUCAGUGUU
Molecule: messenger RNA, 2096 nt
Organism: Daphnia pulicaria
Lineage: Eukaryota; Metazoa; Arthropoda; Branchiopoda; Diplostraca; Daphniidae
Gene: Tmep
Product: transmembrane protein 184B-like
Exons: 9
Coding region: 177-1676 (499 amino acids)
Biological process (GO): transport
Molecular function (GO): transporter activity
Source: RefSeq, a predicted model, not a curated record